GAAAACAAAUCCAAGUGAAAAUGAGCAUCCGAUCUGAGAAAAAGACUUUCUGACCUUAAUUUAAAACAAUAUUUUAACCAUGUCAUCCUCUGGAAUUGUCCUUUUCGAACCCUCCGAGCUUUACAACUUGUUGAACCAGUCGUUCCAACAUCCUCGACUCAGCGAUCCCAACUACUUGCUUUUACUCGAUACUAGGAAGAGACAUGAUUAUAGCGAGAGUCAUGUUGUUACAGCAAAGUAUGCACCGCGGAAUGACAUAGGAGCGUUCACAGUACCAGAGGAUGCAGAGCUGGAGACUAAAGUGAAUGUUGUCCUUUAUGACAGCAAUACAAGCACAACUAAAGAUAAAGGAAGUACUGCUUUAUCUUGUGCCAAAUUGUUAUGGGAAAUGGGUAGCAAAAAUCCUGUCAAAGUUUUAAAAGGUGGCUAUGAGUUGUUUUCUGCACUUUAUCCAUUCUUGAGGACACAGAAAAUCAUUUAUAUGCCAAGGGAGCUGGAUGUGAUUCUUACCUAUCCAUUGGAAGUUCUUCCAAGCUUUUUAUAUGUUGGUACCUAUGAACAGUCACAAAAGAAAGAAAUCACUAAACAUCUAAAGCUUAAAGCCCAUGUCAAUGUUUCUAUGGAAACUGAUAAAGUGUUWUCUGUUGACUCCACAAAACUUGGAGUGAAUGAUAAGAAAGUAAGCCAGUUGCUUAACAUUCCAGUGGAAGAUAGCAAUGAUGCAGACCUAUACUCUUAUUUCCAAGAUGCGGCCAAUUUUAUUGAUGACCACAAAACUGACGAUGGACAAGGUGUUCUAAUAUACUCUACUCUUGGCAUCAGUAGAUGUAUUACUAUUGCUGUGGCCUACAUCAUGUGGCAUAAGAAGAUUUCAUUAAAGGAUGCCUACAAGCAUUUGCUGAAGUGUAAAGAAAACAUGCAACCAACCCGAGGCUUCAUUGUUCAGCUUGCAAAGUGGGAAGACAAGCUGUUUGGAAAAGCCAUCACUGACAUUAGUGAACCAAAUUAUUGACCUAAAAAAUAUUCUUUUAUUCUUGUAAAUAUCGAUUGUUGAUGGUCGUAAUGAUAUUUUAUCAAAUUGUUGUACAAAGAGAGUGGUGUAGU
Molecule: messenger RNA, 1104 nt
Organism: Actinia tenebrosa (Australian red waratah sea anemone)
Lineage: Eukaryota; Metazoa; Cnidaria; Anthozoa; Actiniaria; Actiniidae
Product: serine/threonine/tyrosine-interacting-like protein 1
Biological process (GO): positive regulation of intrinsic apoptotic signaling pathway; negative regulation of cytoplasmic stress granule assembly; protein dephosphorylation
Cellular component (GO): mitochondrion
Molecular function (GO): pseudophosphatase activity; protein phosphatase binding; protein phosphatase inhibitor activity
Source: RefSeq, a predicted model, not a curated record